This is a messenger RNA of Lymnaea stagnalis (great pond snail), 410 nucleotides long. Lineage: Eukaryota; Metazoa; Mollusca; Gastropoda; Lymnaeidae. The record is from the annotation of a GenBank genome assembly.
UCCCAAAAACAGGAAAAAAAAGUCUCUGUUAAAGAACCUAGUGUUGGCCUUUUAACAUAUCCAAUUUUGCAAGCUGCGGAUAUUAUGCUGUACAAGUAAGUUAAAUCUUAUAAAUCUGUUGGGCUGUCUAUCACAAGUGAAUAUAUUUAUAAUUUUAAAAUUAUAUCAUGUUAGUGAUAUGUAUAGUCCUUCAAUAGAUUUUUUUAAAUGUAUUUUUAAUUAGUCUAUAUUAUGCCCUUCAUUUUGAACAAAAGCAAUUUUUUCUCUUUAUUCUGCUGUUAAGAGCAACACUAGUUCCUGUUGGAGAAGAUCAAACUCAGCAUAUAGAAUUAACAAGAGAUCUGUCUCGUGCAUUCAAUGGAAGUUAUGGCUUAGUUUUUCCUGAGUGUCAAAUGUUGUCAGGUAACUAG